CCUGUCGCCGUCGCCAUCACUACCGCUCAACUCCCCGAAACCCGCAAAAAGCAACCACCAUCUCCCCACUCCGCGCGGCGCGCGCUUCCCGAGGAUGGUUGCCUCCGGCCGCAAGCGCUCCCGCCGCGCGCCCAUUCCCGCGCCGUCGUCCCCACCGCCGGCGCCGGCUCCGGCCCAGUCGCCGCCGCAGCUCACAUCGCUACUGGCGCUGCUCGCCUCGUCCGUCACCCUGGCGCUGCGGUUCGCGGCCGACCGCGACCUCCUCCUGCUCCCGUCCCAGACGCUCGCGCUCGACCCGCUCCUCCUCUCCGCCGCGCGCGCCGUCUCCCGCCUCCUCGCGCUGCUCCCGCUCCACCUGCAGACGCUCACGCUCACCUCCCUCUCGCUCUCCCCGCCCACGCCGUCGCCUUCGCUACCCUCUUCCUGGUUCCUUCGCCUCCUCUCGUCGCCGUCCCUCCCGGACUCCGCCUGGCGCGACGCCUUCCGCAUGUCCAAGCCCGCAUUCUUCCAGCUCCUCCACGCCCUCGCGCUCCCCACCCCCACCGCCUCCUCCUCGUCCUCGACCCUCGCGCUGCCGCCCGACCACAAGCUCGGCGCCGCGCUGUUCCGCCUCGCCCACGCCGCGCCCGCGCGAGCCGUAGCUCGCCGGUUCGGCCUCCCCUCCCCCUCCGUCGCCGCCCGCGCAUUCUACGAGGUCUGCCGCGCAAUCGCCGACCGCCUCGCCGUGAUGCUGGACCUCGCCGCGCCCGACCGCAUCGCCCGCGCCGUCCCGGGGUUCUGCGCGCUCUCGCUGCCCAACUGCUGUGGCGCGCUCGGGUACGCGCGGUUCGGGGACGCCGCCAUCGCGCAGGCGCUGGUGGACGCCGAUGGCCGCUUCCUUGACGUCUCCGUCGGCUGGGACUUGGCGAUGGCGCCGGCGGAGAUCCUCCCGCGGACGAAGCUGUACACCUCCCAAUCUAUUGUGCUCGCCAAUGCGCCUCAAGGCGAGCUCAUUGGCGGCUCAGUGCCGCGCUACUUCUUGGGGCCGGCUUGCUGCCCGCUGCUCCCCUGGCUUGUGACACCGUACAAGGAUAUGGGUGCCACCGAUGACUUAUCCAAAGAGAGCGUCUUUAACUAUGUGCACGCGCACGGGAUGCAGGUGGUGAAGAAUGCCUUUGGCCAUGUGCGGGCACGGUGGCGGCUUCUAGAGGAAUGCUGGAAGGGAGAGUGCCAAGAGGCACUGCCGUAUGUCGUGGUUGCUGGUUGUCUGCUCCACAAUUUUCUCAUCAAGUGUGGCGAACCACUACCUGAGGAGAUUCAGGGGGAUGCCAAUGCCGAUGUGUUUGUGGACUUUGAGGGGGAGAAGGACAAGGAAGGGGAGAGAAUCAAGGAUGUUCUUGCUGCACACUUGAGCUUGGAUGAUUUUAUUGCUAUUAAUCUUGGCACCCUUCCAGGAAGCUACUUAACAUGUCCCUUUUUUAAACCAAAUGAGGAUGCCAUUUGAUCCCUGUAAAGUGUCAGGUCUGUACAAUUCAUGGUUUAACCUUUGUUGGGUUAAAAUUGCAUAUAUCUCCUUUUUAGUCCUUAUUUGUUUCAUGUGGGUAAAGUUCACUUGACUAGCCAACCGCUAACUUUUGUAGCACUAUAAUUUUUCAUGCCAUGUCUGAUGUCGAUUGAAUCACACACCUCCAUGUUAGGACUUCAGUUCUGCCUCUUCUGCAAGUUAU
Molecule: messenger RNA, 1706 nt
Organism: Phragmites australis (common reed)
Lineage: Eukaryota; Viridiplantae; Streptophyta; Magnoliopsida; Poales; Poaceae
Product: protein ANTAGONIST OF LIKE HETEROCHROMATIN PROTEIN 1-like
Exons: 2
Coding region: 95-1483 (462 amino acids)
Source: RefSeq, a predicted model, not a curated record